Messenger RNA from Rotaria socialis, 12069 nucleotides. Lineage: Eukaryota; Metazoa; Rotifera; Eurotatoria; Philodinida; Philodinidae. The record is from the annotation of a GenBank genome assembly.
AUGUUUUCUGGAACAUUUAAAGCCUUAUUAAAAACCGUAACAAAUUGCAAAACCAAAGAUGAAAGUCAACCAUCUAAGGAACCCCUACGACUUCGAAAAGUUAUAAGAACAGCACUAGCAGUAAGAAAAUUUCAAAAACUUGAAUCGGAUAAAUGCAAGCGAUCAAUCGAAUGUGAAUUUGAUAAAACAGUUGCAAUCAACGAAUUAAAAUGUUUUUACAAGCAAGAUAAAUUAUUUCAUUUAGAAGAAUCAAAGAAAUUUGCAUAUUACAUACGCAAGUUCAUAAUUACAUUCGACGAAUUGAGACAUGUGCAUAAAAAUCUGUUAAAUCAAUUCAGUAAAUAUUUGAAAGGCUUAGAUGGUAAUGUUAAUGAACAAGUUCAAUAUUUUCUAUGCUUAUCGUUAAAAUAUUUAACUCGAAAUAGCGAACAAUUGAUGACAGAAAUCCAAUAUUCUGAUGUCAUCGAUUGGAUAAAACGAUGUAAAGACGAGUCUGUUAUGACUGAACUUAUUUAUACAUUGACUUAUAUGACUGAAAAAUCAACAUUAGACAACGAAUUAAUCAAUGAACUAAGUAGUUUGGUGCUGAAUAGGUUUGAUAUAAAUGAAGAUGCAAAAGGUCUUUUAUUAACUCGAUUAGAAAUCAGUAAAAGUGUUGACCGCAAUGAUCAGGUAAAAACUGAGCAUCGAUUUAAAUCAGCGGGUAAAUCUAAUGGGAAUCAAAAAAUGAAUAAACUAGUAGUUACCAAAACAAUACAAACUGUGAAAUCAAGUUAUAAUAAUAAAGAGUCCGAAGAGACAAAAAUGACAUUUUUGAAUUUAUCAGAUGCACUAAAAAAUCGAAACAGAAUGCUCAACAUGAAAGUAACACUAGAAAAAAUCGAUGCUGUAAAUGAUACAAAUGGCGAUGAUAGAUCAAUGUUGAGAAGUACUUGGGGAGAAUGUGUUAAUUUUUACUCAUUAGUAGUAUCACAAGGACAAGCAUUAAAAAGUGAUGAUAAAGAUAAUUAUUUACCAGCAAAAUUAUUUGGCUGGCAUGUCUGUAUUAAUACAAAAGUUUUGCCACACGGACCUUUAAGUGCCAGAAGGCGAAUGAAAGUUUAUUCACUUUUUAUUAACAGAAUGAUUGUUGCUACAUUGCUUCGAGCAUCAAAAAAGCAACAGCUAAAUAGUAAUGUUAUUGAUAAACUAAUGAUGUGUGCAACUGACUUGGAUUCUUUUGUUUCAAUUGCAUUGGAUUGUAACGAUGAUAUGGUAGACUUAGUUGUUGAUGCUAUAUAUGAUUUUUAUGAUGAAUUCAAGGGAUUAAGCGAACCGGAUAUAGCAACUAUUUUUAUUAAGACAAUUAUGAACAAAACAAUAGAGGCUGUUACACAUCAAGGAUGGCUAUGGAAUUCUACUGAAGUGAAACGAAAAGAGUUCAAUAAAAAUGAACUUGCAGAAAUAAUAAAAAACGAAAUAAAUCAACUUAGAUUGGACAGUUUAAAGGCCAUACAUAAUUGUUCAAUUCGAAACAAACAAGUUCUUAUCAAGGAUAGAAUCAAGAAAAUUCAAAAAUGUUUAACAAAUUAUCAAGAAAAUGAUGCUAAAUUUAUAAAAUUAAUAUUUCAAAUAAUGAGCAUAGCUGAUUCAACUAAUGAAAUUGAUUAUAAAGGAACGUUUGAAGCAUAUAUCGAGGUUUUAGUACGUGGAACACGUGGAAAUCAUGAUAUGAUAAUCAAUUUUCUGAAUAAUCAAGCCAAAGAUGCGAAACGAAGUCAAGAAUUAUUUACUGAUGAAAUACUUUCGAAAUUAAUUGAUUUAUUAAAUAGCGACGUCUAUGAUACUCAAAUAAAAGAAGAUAUUAUCGAGAUAAUUAAUAAUUAUUUAGAACAUGAAACAAACAAGGCUUUGGGAGACGAACAUUUGGAAUUAUUGAUUCAAUACGUUCAAGAUUCUAGUAAUUCAAGUGCUAAUCUUAUUAAUGCCAUGCUUACGUCUAUACUGAUAAUUGCUGAAAAACAAAAUUCGUUAUCAAAUCGAAUGGUGAAAAAAUUAAUUGACAAUAUAGAAUAUUUUGGCGAAAAUUCUUCAAAUUAUAUUCUACUUAUACUAAGUCGUGUUAUUCGUGGAAAAAAAUACAUUCGCAACCAACAAGAUUUGGAAACGAUAUCUUUCAAAUUAGAGUGUAACGAUGUUGUUCAAUUAAAUAACGAUUCGAAAAUAAUUUUUACACAACGUUCCGAGCAGAAUCAACAUUGUAAUCAAAUCUCAUUACUUACUGCUAAUCUGAUUUUAUUAUCUGCUCAAAAACAUGUUCAAAUAACGAAUAAAACAAUUGCUAAUUUAGUUUUAGCAUUAAAUAACGAUGAUAAACAAACAAAAAUAAUUUCAUCGAAGUGUAUCUAUGUUUUAUCGAAAUAUGCGUCGUUAGAACACGAUGCUCUCAGUCAAAUGAAAGAUUUUCUAAAUGAUCAAGUUUAUGAUGUGAGUGUCUAUAUUCUUACAGCUUAUUCAUAUGGUUUAGUGAAAUUGGCUGAACUUAGCGAACCAAUCAAUGCCAUGCAUAUGGAUAAUUUCAGUUCAUUAUUUCUCACUCAAAGUUUGAAAUUAGGAGGAAAUGAUUUUGCAAACGAAAUCAACUUGAAUAUACUUAAAAUAUUAAAACUCGAAGGAAGCAAACAAAAGUUUGAAGAUGAAAAUGUGUUUGCUCUACUUGAUAGCAUUUUGCUAUUAGACGAAAAUUAUAGUGCUAAAGUACUUGAGAUACUUGAAAUAUACACAAGUAAGUAUAGAAUACCUAAAAGUACAAUACGAGCUUUGGAAAAUGCACUUGAUUUUCCUGAGCGAUUUGAAAAAGCUAUUCUCACUAUUUACAAUGUUAUUCGUAAUGGUCAAUUAGUUACAAAUAAAAUAUUGCAGAUACUGGUUGACAAUUUGUACAUGUCAAUAAAUGCAAGACGCCGAUAUAAUUCGUUUAAACUAUUGGAAAAAGCCAGACAAAAUCAGGAUUUACCUGAGAGCAUAUUCUAUACAAUAGAACUUGCUAAAGCUGGUUUUGUUCUAUCUCGAUCAACGAAUAAAACAUCAAUUAUGAAAUUUAUGCAAGAUCAAACCAACAAUGGAAUGCAAUUACCAAUUGAUACGGUUAGUGCUUUAGAAAAUGAAACUGUUAACGAGGAUGCUUUACAAGUAUUGUACAAUAUAUCAAAGAACAAACAAAUCAUACAAUAUGAUUUGCUGAAUAAGUUAAUUGAACAUUUCAAUCCAAACAGCGAUCAAUUCAUUUUAAUUGGUGUCUUUGAAAAUGUAGCAAAAAAUAAUCAAACAUUAUCUGGUGAACUUUUAAAUAAAUUAGAAACGGCAUUGAAUAGAAAACAAAUUGAAGAUAAAGUGCUUUCAAUAUUUGUAUAUUUGGCGCAAAAGGGUGAAAAGUUAUGCCAUAAUAUAAUUCAGAAAAUAUUGAAUAAAAUUUUACUUGAAAAAUACAUUAUGUUGAAACAAGAACUUUUGAGCGCACUUGGAUCCUUGAUUGAAACUCAUCACACCGAUAUUAAGCGAUACCAGCAACAAAUAGAAAAAAUCUUAGUAGAUGGAAUCAGCUCGGAUAAUUCUAAUUUACAAAAGAUAUGCAUUAGUGUAUUACGAAUAUUGGUUAAAUUUGUACAAGUUAGUUCGAGUCUAUUCAAUGAAGUAGUAACAAUUGGUACUAGUUUGUAUUGUGAUAAAACAAUAAAAGACGAAAUUUAUUCAUUAUUUACAUUUAUGGAACAAAAUAAUAGUGAAUUGACCAGCAAAUAUAAAGCAAAAAUUCAACUGGCUAACUUAGAUUAUCAAUCUAAUAGCGAACUAUUGAAUAAAUUAAAAGGAUAUGCAAAUCAUGAAGAUGCUUUAUUAGAACAAAAUUACAAUCAAUUGAAAAAUGUAAUCGAUCAAGAUUUUCAAUUACAAGAAAAGGCUUUAGAAAUUUUACAUUUAUUGAAAUCGAAAAAUAAAAUGACUGAUGAUCUUAUCGAAAGUCUUGUACUAUUAUAUGAGAGUACUACGUCGAAAAAUAUCAAAAAAUCUUGCUUAAAACUAUUCGAAGAAGCAAAACACAGUGGAAAAAGCUUGAAUUACAAAGCCGCCGAAAUCAUCCACGAAAACAUGAAAAAUGGUGAAGUUGAUGAAAUAAGUCGGUCAUUUUCUAAAAGUAAUCUCUACGCAGAAUUAAAUACGCAACUUCAAUUAAAUGACGAACAAAUUAGAGGACUCUUACAAUUUUCCAAAGCAAAAAUUAACAUUUUAGAUAUACACAAGGUAGAAAUGCUGGUGGAAAUUUUAGCAAUAAACAAUCCGUCUUAUUACGAUAAUCAAGCGUUCGUUUCUCUUAUUGAACAAGCUUUAUUGGCUAAUCAAAUCAAAGAAAUUGCAUUACCAUGUUAUUGUCGCAUAAUUAAAGAGAAAAAAUCUAAAAAAGUUGAAGAAGUUCUUGACAAAUUAGUUCAAACCUACAACGAAAACAUAGAUAGAUAUGAUGCUGGUCAAUACAAAAAUGAUGAACUAUCAUUAUUGCCGCUGCUGCUAGAAUCAAUUUUUUAUUCACUAAAAUAUUGUUCCGUAUCUGAAAGCUGCAUUACACUUUUAGAAAACAAUCUUGAUCACGGCGAUUGGCUUAUCAGAAGUUUCUCGUUUAAAGGAUUAAGAAUGAUUCUUAGUAAAAAUGAACGUACGAAAUCGCAACGAUUUCAAAAUUGGUGCGAUUCCACAAUAGAAAACCUAUCAAAUGCUGGAGUGCACAUAGAAAAAGUUAAAACGUAUUUGGAUUUAUUAGACGUAAUCGUUUCGCUGGAGUUUAUUAAUCUAGAUGUAUUUAAGAAAAAUGACAAAGAAAAAUGGAUAAGAGAACUUAUUAUAUCAAGUUUAUUUGAACAUUUCAAAGCAUGCGACACUGAACAGAUCGAUUUCUACAGUAAUUGGUUUAUAAUUGAACAAAAAUUCAUGUAUUACAAAUCAGUUAAAAUGUUGGGUUUAAUCAUGCAAAGAGCCUUGGACUUCGAAUCGAUUGCACAGAUCAUUGACGUAUUUUUAUGCAUCGGUACAAGGUCAUAUGAUGACGUAAUGAUUAUUUUAAACAAUCACGAAUUUCCCUAUGGCACAUUAAAAAACGGCUGGUGCAUAGAAAUGAUGAAAAAUCGCCUGACAAAUAACAACAUCGACGAAAAUUAUCUAAGUGAACUUUGUCAAAAUGUUUGUAAAACAUUCAAUAGAACAUUUAUUGAAAGUCUUUUCAAGUGCAUAUCACGGAUCGAUAAUUUAAGAGAAUUUGAAGAUGUGGUAGAAUUUUGUUCCAUCAAAGAGCUAACGUUGAACGAUUUAUGUUUUCAAAAUGUUGAUAUUACUCAUUUGAAGAGUCUACUUGAAGCCAAAUAUAUAUGCAAUAGAAUUAAUUCAAACGAUGAAAAACAAAGUUAUAGAGAUGUUUUAUUCAAGAAUCUAUGCUUAUUAAUUAAAAAGAAAUGGACAUUUGAUCAACUCGAUGAGCUAACAGAAUCAUUCAAUUCGAUGAAUAUAAAUCGAAAACUUGAAAAUUAUAUAAGUGUAUUGGAACUUAUCAAUCAGUACAAUUUAUCUUCCUCACAAUAUAAGAAAUGUAGUCAGUUAAUUCGAGAAUCGAACACUUUUAUUCAAUUUUUAAAAGGAUUAAAUAAACUGGUUAUUGAAAAUAAUUUUCAAUUAAAAGGAAAAGUCAAAAGUCCAACAGAAUUAUUAAAUGAAUUGAAAGAAUCCAAUGAAAACAAUUCAGCGUCAGUCCGGUAUAUAACAACAGAAUUGCCCAAAGAAUUAGAAGAAAUAAAGCGAGAAGACUUGAAGUCAUCAAUUCAAUAUAAUCAAUUGCCAAUAGCUGGAUGGGGCGUUAAACAAAUUAACCAUUGGUCAGACGCAAUCAAAUCAAAAGGAGAACAAUUUAGCAACGUGGAAGCAAUUGCUGUUAUAAAACGGGCCAAUUUCCUAUUCACUGGUUAUCAUUUGACGGAUACACAAAUAUUGUGCAGUUUAAUAGCAUUAAAAACUGAAUCGAAGACUAGAAACAAACUAUUACAAGUCGCUACUGGUGAAGGUAAAUCGACAAUUGUAUGUAUAUUGGCAAUAAUAAAUGCAUUGAAAAACAAGCAAGUUCAUGUUAUUACGAGUUCACCUGUAUUGGCAGAGAGGGAUAGCAAACAAAAAAUGAAAUUAUUCAAAAUGUUUCACUUGACUUGCAGUGAUAAUAAUGAUAAAACAAUUUAUUUAUAUGGUCCCAAAGAUUGUUAUACAGCUGAUAUCGUCUAUGGUGAAGUGUCACAAUUUCAAUUCGAUACAUUAAGAGAUCAAUAUAGUAUGUUAGGCACACUUGGCAAUCGAAAAUCUGAAAUAGCUAUAGUCGAUGAAGUUGAUAGUAUGCUUAUUGAUGAUAGUUCAAAAAUUGCACGUCUUUCAUCAACAGCUGCUGGAAUGGAUUACUUUCAAGUUAUUUAUGUUUACAUUUGGCAAAGAUUAUUGACAGUUAAGGAAAGAUUUAUAAUGUUUAAUAACACAAUGUAUAUGAUGAAUGGUAAAGUUGAAUUUGAAAAUGGAAAAAUUGUAUUGAAAUCUUUGGAUAAUAACAAUAAUAUUGUCAAAAUAGCAGACUUGGAAAGUUAUGUUUCAAAUAAUAACGAUAUCAGCGAUAUAGGAGAGGUCAUAAAUGGUGAUCUGGAUGACUAUCUGAAAAAAUGUUUAGAUGAAUAUUUAGCCAGUCUAAUCAACGAGAAAAAAUUGGAAAUUCCAAAGAAUUAUAAAGAAUUUUAUGAAACUCAAAAACCCAAAUGGAUACAUAAUGCGAUUGAAGCACUAAAUUACCAAGAAAAUAUACAUUAUGUCGUACAAGAAGGUCAAAUAAAGCCAGUUGACUAUUACAGUACCGGUAUUGUACAAAGUUCAACGAAUUGGAGUGAUGGUUUACAUCAAUUUUUGCAAAUUAAACAUAACUUAAAAAUGACUUCGGAAACAUUUACGACCAACUUUUUGUCGAAUAUUAGCUUCAUAAAUAAUUAUACAAAUAUUUAUGGUCUAACUGGUACACUUGGUUCGGAAAAAGCAAAAAAAGUAUUGAAAGAAGUCUAUAAUGCCGAUUUAGUCAAUGUUCCACAAUUACGUCAGAAACAAUAUCUCGAACUAGAAACCAUCGUUAGUCAAGAUGAAACUAAAUGGGUGGAACAAAUAUGUUCAACAGUAUUAAUUGAAACGAAAAAAGAUAGAGGUGUAUUGAUUAUCUGUGAGAAUAUCGCUCAUGCAAAUAGACUUUGUGAUCUAUUGAAAAUUCAACAUAGAUCAACUGCUGUCAAACUCUAUACGAUGAAUAAUAUGAAUCAGGAGAAACAUGUCGAAAAAAUCCUACCUGGUGAAAUAAUCAUUGCAACAAAUUUAGCUGGAAGAGGAACUGAUAUACGUACAGAUGAGAUAGAAGAGUUCGGCGGUUUGCAUGUUGUCUUAACAUUUAUGCCAAAUAAUCAACGUAUCGAAGAUCAAGCAUUUGGACGAACAGCGAGACAAGGCAAACGUGGCACUGGAUUGAUGAUUUUAAAUUCAAUGAAUUUAAUCGAUUAUAAUCAUGUAAAUACCACCGAAGUCAAAUCGCAAAGAGAUGAAAUCGAAUCAAAUAUGUUAAACGAAUUUCAAAACAAUGACCUGAAAUUGAUUCAAACCAAAGAUAAACUAUUUAAACAAUUCUGUACAUUUUUAAAUGGAGAAAUUCGUCAUAAUAUUCGAUAUAAUCAAGGACUCUUUCAAGCAAGUUUGAAUGCGGUAACAGACGUAUUUAAAACUGUCAUGCCAACUGUUUAUGAGACAAAUAUAAUUGCAGCUGUUGAAGAACAAUGGGCGAUGUUUUUACGAAAAUUAGAUGAUGACACUAUACCAUUAAAUCAUGCCAACGAAGAAUGCAACAAAUUGAUUGCCACAUUGAGAAAAGAUUACGAACAAGAGAAAAUUAUUAAAAAUUCAUAUUAUCAUACAGCGAUUGCAAAUGAUAUUAUUAUGAAUGAUUGGUCAAUACGUAGUUCUUCAAAAGCUAAAAAUGCUUUGAGUCAUUUUGAGAACGCUGUUCAAUUAGAUGAAGCUGUUUCUGGUGCAGCCUAUUUAGGUAUAGCCUGGUGCGCACUUGUAAUUCGAGAUGAGAAUUAUAAAAAUAAAGCACUUGAAUCAUUUGAGAAAUCAUUAAAAAUUUUAUCCAAUGAAAUGGCAAUGUUAAAUUCAAUGCAAGUACUUUUAGAACAAAAACAACCGACAUUUACUGGUAGUGAACUAUAUAAACAGUUUGUGACGAAAGUAACUAUUUUAGGUACAUAUUUAAAUAGUGUUCAAGGUAAUAUUGGUGCAAUCAAAAAAUCAUUAAGACUUAUUGACUUGAUUGGAAUUGAACAGCAUUCUCAUGGGAAUGUAUUAGAAAAGAUCGAGUUUUAUUAUGAGCUUAAAAGAAACAGCAAGAAUAAAUUAGACAUUAAAAUGAACAAGAAAGCAAGUUAUAAUUUAAUAUUUAAUGAUUUGACGUCGAGAGAAGAUAGUGUUACAAUUGACCAAGCAUUGGAAACUAUAAAUAAUGCAUACUGCAAAGAUAACUUGCCAUCAUCAUACCAUGGCAUAUCUAUUACAUUGAAACAAGCCGAAUUAGAUAGAAUAAAAGCAAUUUUCAAUCAAAAUAAAGAAUAUCUGGAUCUGACGAAAGAAUCAGCUAUAGAUAAACUUAAGAGCGAACGAACCAUGUGGAAUAUACUUCGUGUAAGAAGGUCAUAUCAAGUUGAUUUGAAAAUUAUACAUAGUGAUAGCAAAACUGAAGAAUUAAAAAAUCAACAAAUGAAUGAACUUAUUACAUUGAUUGAAGAAAAAACGGAUGAUACACUUCGAUUUAACAUCAUUAUUAAAGGUGCAAAUGUGAAUGGAGUGAAUACACAUUUCAAAAAUGCAGCUAAUGAUUCUGAGAAUCUUCAAAUUGAUUUUGAUCGUUUAGAUUUUGAGAGUAUUAAGGAAAAACUAUCUUCAAUCAAAGCCGCGUCUAUAAAUCUCGAAAUGGUGUUGACUAAAUCAAUACUGUUGCCAAUUAUAGGUCGCAAUAAAUGGAUAGAAACUGCAAAAAUAUGUGUAACUGAACAGAAAUUGUAUGAAAAAGUAGAUCGAAAUGAAUUAGUGAAAAGAGCAACAGAACUUAAAAACGAUGAUUCAUAUUUUUAUAUCAAAUUUGAAUCAUUGCAAACCGAUCAAAUCAGCAAAAUUAUAUCUGGCUGUCAAGAAAUUUCAUUUAAUAUUUCAUUUGUUGGCAUAGAUUUUUAUAACAGUAUUAAUGGUCUUAAUGGACAAGCAAAUUUUCAUUUUAACAAUUUAAACAAGACAACAUCGGAAAUUAUAAUAAAAGAUCUUCGUACAGAGAAUAUCGAGUUCUCUCUCGAAUUUCAAUGUUUGGAAGAUCAUCAAGUUGAAUAUAUUGUUAUUCAUGCAGAUCUCGUUCAAGAAAAUAUACAAAUAAGUAAAAUAAAAAAUCUAAUGGAAUUAUACACAAAAGGUUCUAUGCCUACUGUUGAACUGAAUGAAUUUACAGCAAAAGGUAUUGAAUAUAUGAUCGAAAUAAAUGAGAAACGAUUUGUUCCUUGGAGAAGUGUAAUAGCUGUGGCUAUAUUAGGAUCUCUGCAAAUUAUUGCUGGCGGUGUUCUUAUUGCUACUGGAUUUGGUUCUACUGUAGGAAUGGGUCUUAUCACUGAAGGCAUAGCUGAUAUGUUCACUGCCUAUAGAGCAUUUAGCAAUAGACAAUUCAAUUGGGGAGAUUAUUGUAAACAGAAGGCUGUCAGCUUAAUCAUUUCUGCUGUUUCAAUGGGCUAUUCCAAUCUUAAAGAUGCUGGAAAAGGUGUCACGACUUUAGUUGAAUCGGCUGGUAAAGAGGCACUUGAGCAAGCAGGAGCACAAGUUGCAACAAAUACAGCAACCAUAGGCGAAACAGUUGUUCAGACUGGCAAAAAUCUCAAAAGUCUUGCAUUCAAAUAUACCGGUGUUAAAGCAGGUGAAGCAGUUGUGAGAGAAGGUCUCAACAGUGGUGUACAGUAUUUAUCGAAAUUUUCAUUUGAUUUGAUUAAACCACAAAUAUCCGAAUCAGUUCAAUCGAAAAUUCGAGUGAUGUUUUCUAAACCGGAUUUGAUAUAUUUGUUAAGAAAAAUGUAUGCGUUGGAUUUGCAAGCCAAGUCAAAAAUAUUGCAAUGUAAAGUAGAUCAAAUUGUUGCCGAUACAAUAAAUCCACAACACGAUUUCGCCCGUAGACAAUGGGAUUCAAUUGGUGGACCCUUGCUCAAAGGUGUUUUGGCAGAUGUCAAAAAUUAUGGUAGUGUCAUUAGUAUGACAAUUAGAAUUAUCGGUACAUUAAAUGGUAUAUACGAGUUACAAACGUUAAUUGAUAACGUAUACAUAGAGUUGGUUAAGAAACUUUCACAAAUUGAUAAAAAUACAAUGACACUCACGCUCGUCUUACAUCGGAAUCUGAAGAUUGACAAAGAAAUUGCAAGAAAUGCAGUGAAUAAACUUAAAAAUUUGGAAAUUAUUGACGAAAAUGAUAAUUUAAAACUUUCGUCUCAUGAUGAUGUUAGUGAUGAAUGCAGGAAAUUGCAACGUAAAAUAGAUGAAUUCAAUCGACAAGAAAAAGAUCAAGAUGCUGUUGCCCAGUUUAUGAUAUUAUUCUGUGAUAAUUAUAUGAAAGUUGAAUAUGAUUCGUUUAGUAUAAUUAUGAAAUCUAUUGCAGAUAAAAUAACUGAACAAUUAAUACAAAUAAUUGAAUCGCAGUUGAUACAGCCAUGGUCAACGUUAGCAGUUAGCAGUGUCGCAAAUAGUAUUUCAAGCCGAAUUCAACAUAAUUAUUUGGUUGAUAAAAAUCAAAACUCAGAUAGUCACAAUAAGGAUCAAGAAAAAUAUGAUGAACUUAAAAGUAAAGCAAAUUUAACAGAAGAAGAAAAAAUUUUUAUGAAAAAUUAUGGCAAAUAUCGAACAUUUACUGAACAAAUAAAUUAUAAUGCUAAAGAUUAUUGUAUUGCAUAUAGUCAAUGCGAAAUUAUUUACCACUCACAGCAAGCAGCAUCAGACAGCAAAAAUGAAUACGAAGCAUUAGACAGUACAACACAAAAGCAUAUAGACGACAUCAAGAAUGAUAAGCCAGCAGAUCUUGCUGAUAUGAUGGGGCUGGCUGCUGAGAAUGGUAUAACCAUUAAAAUAGUCGAUGAUCCGGCAUACGAACCUACCCAGGAAGAUAUAGAAAAAGGUACGAAGAUUAUUGUCUAUACGAAAGGUGAAACUAACAGUGAAGGAAAAAUAGGCAUAGGACAUUAUCAGCUUAGGGGAGAAAACGGAGACGUCAUCGAUGUGCCUAGUAUCAACAAUAAUUGUGGGUAUGCAGUGAUUCAAAAAAUAUUACAAAAUCAAGGUACCGAUAUCUCCAUUGAUGAUCUUCGUAAUCAGAGAGCUGCGAUGGUACAAAACAAUCCCACACAAUUCAUGAAAACACGAGAAGCAGAGAAAUGGAUCGAGACUCGCCAUCCUCAAGAAGCAAACCGUUUAUUACUCGUAGGUGCUAAAGACAUUCAAGAAAAUAAUUUAAACACGAACCAAUUUGACGGAAUCGAAGAAGACGCGGGCACCUAUAAAAAGCUGAACAAAAAAUACAAAGGUCGACGGCGCAAAUAUGAAUUGAAUCACAUCCCUCCAAAAAAUUCUUUGAAAGGUACACCUUUUGAGCACAUUAACCCGGAAGACUUGCCAGUAAUACCUAUGACAUGUGAUGAUCAUAAAGAUUAUAUUUCGACUGGACGUAGCGCAGAGGCAACGAAAUACCGCGCCGAACUGAGAGAACACUUGAAAAACGGGAGGAUAUAUGAUACUCUAAAAACGGAACUAAGUAAUAUGUUAAAGGUUCCACCUCCAGGUACUUAUCAAGAUAGAGUUGCGAAAUUCCUUGAUGCCGUUGUAGCUACUGGGAUACCAAAUUAUCCGACGAAAAAUCAAUGUAAACCUUUGUUAUCGCCCCAGCAAGCAGAAGACUUGAGGAGAGAUUUGUUUGGAUAA